Sphaeroforma arctica JP610 is the source of this 1684-nucleotide messenger RNA. RefSeq lists its product as hypothetical. Bases 811 to 1404 code for a protein of 197 amino acids. The transcript has a single exon. Lineage: Eukaryota; Ichthyosporea; Ichthyophonida. The record is from RefSeq and is a predicted model, not a curated record.
GGAGUUGAUUCACGGACCUCUUUUAUCAUGUUCGAUCCCCUUUCGUCUUUCAAAACAAGUACAGAGGCGUGCGACAGAAAGUUUGGUUCAUGUGGGACGGUGCCGUAUUUAUAUUGACCAUUUAAAAACUCAUCCGUAGACUCGCUGAUUUGGGACAAUCCUUCAACAUCUACCAAGCUACCGCCUACACAUUUUUCAGAAUUAGUCGGAGAUGCGUUCACAAAAAGCAAUAGUGACUGGAAGACAUUCUAUAGCGAGCUGAAAGCCAAGAAAAUAGUAGCACUUAGACGUUCUCAAUUAAGCGAGCAGUUAUGCUAUAUCAAUCUUGAUAAUAUUUCAUAUAGAAACGGUAAGACUGGUGAACAGCCAUUGUACGCUAGAAUUGCAUUUGUUGCUUACUGAACGAUCGCGACUGGGCGCAUUUUGAGUUUACACCUAUUGGGGGAGCACCGACUGUGAACGAAGACGCGUAUGUUACUUACCCAUCGAAAGGGAUUGUUGUAAUAGAAAUUCCCUGUCUCGGAAUUGGCGGUGAAUACCUUGUAUCAGCAUAUUAUCAAGCACCCAAUUGCCUCGGCAGUACCCACUGUUCUGGAAGGUACGCAAUCGAUAGUGUUUAUCAGUUUCCUUUAGCAAACGUAACGAUUUCGAUUGCUGGAAACUCUAAAAGCACGGACGACGCUUAUGCUUGCCAACUGAUAUCGAUUAAAGUGCCGAUCGGGUUGGGGUUUUGGAGCCACAAUAAAAAAAGUGUGGAACUCUUACUGCAACAAAACUUCACCCGCACUUCCCAUUAAGGAUGAAAGCACUAUGCUGCACCUGGUAGGAGACAGUACCAUGGAAGAACUUGUAAGUGCGCUUGUUGUCAAUGGUACUCUGAAAGGUCACGCCGGUUGCGGCGGAAACGAAAAGGCUUCUGAAAGACCUUGUCACAGUUAUUACACGGGCACUUCACGAGGAGUUGCUUUUACGUUUACCUUGAUAACAGAGUCAUCUGGCUGGAGAACGAAAUAUAAAGAUCCACAGAUCGGGAACACAGUGGCACCCUGGAACUCAGCGAGCCUUCUCGAAACCUGUACAUUCAUCACAAAAGUACGAGAACAGUCUUCAGUUGAAACAAGGCACAUUGUAUUAUUCAAUUUUGGGCUGCACGGUGAGUCCAACCACGGGUUUUUUCGUUUGGCUUACGAGCAAGCUCUCGUCUCUUUACAGAAGAAUCUAGGGCAUUUUGCAGGUAUAAUUGCCGUCGGAAUCUCCCCCUCGAAUCCAGCUCGUAAAACCUAUAAAGGUAUGGAUUGUCGGUCGGAAGUAAAUGUAGCCAAUGCCCGAGAAAUCAUCGAAUGUGUAGCAAGCAGACACGGCAUCCCGGUUUUGGAUAGAACGCUGAUGCAAUUCGGUCUUUAGUCAUUGUACAAAGACUAUGUGCAUUUGGGUUCCACCAGAGAUGCGUAUGAAUUCGCCACUUCAUUGUUGAUGAAUUUGUUCGAGCUGCAGUCUAUAUUGCACGUGCCUCGGAACUGUGACAGCCGUGACAGUUGUCGCUGUGAUAAAGGCCUGAGACUGAAGAUGUAACGCAAUCGCCGUUGAAUUUUAGCCAUGAGUCAUCGUUGAUUGAUUUUUCAAAAUAAAUGUCAGAAACAAUCAAAAUGCAAGCGGGUAAAUAAAGAUGUGCCUUCUAUUUAAC